Dromiciops gliroides (monito del monte) is the source of this 6003-nucleotide messenger RNA. RefSeq names its product plakophilin 4 (gene PKP4). The transcript has 23 exons. Gene Ontology annotation, cellular component: plasma membrane; nucleus; cytoplasm. The record is from RefSeq and is a predicted model, not a curated record. Gene Ontology annotation, molecular function: cadherin binding. The coding region runs from base 618 to 3758 and encodes 1046 amino acids. Lineage: Eukaryota; Metazoa; Chordata; Mammalia; Microbiotheria; Microbiotheriidae. Gene Ontology annotation, biological process: cell-cell adhesion; cell-cell junction assembly.
GCAGGAGGGAUGCCAGCUCCUGAGCAGACCCCCUUGUUGGAGGAGGGGCUGCAACAAACCAGCCAGGAAGUCUCCACAGACCCAGGCAUGGAACCAGAAACCACAGCCACUACCAUUCUUGCCUCUGUGAAGGAGCAGCAUUAAGUUUAUUUUUCAUCCACAUCUACUGGAACCCUUCUGUUCCCAACCCCUACCUCAGUUUGGAGCUUCAGUUUCAACGACUCACCAGAGAGCUGGAAGUGGAGAGACAAAUUGUUGCUAGUCAGCUAGAAAGAUGUAGGCUUGGAGCAGAAUCACCAAGCAUUGCCAGUACAAGUACAGUGUGUGACACACAACAGGCACUCAAUAAAUGAUUGUUGAAUAGAGAGCUUUGAAUACCUGAAAAAUCAGUAAUACCUGAAUUUUCUGGAAUUAUCAGCUCAACUGAAAAGUCGUUUCCUUGGAGAUCAGCAGAUGUGCCAAAUACUGGAGUAAGCAAACCUCGAGCUUCUGACACUGUCCAUCCUAACACCUAUCUCAUAAGGACAGAAGCAGAACAAGGGACGCUAUAUUCACCAGAGCAAACAUCUCUCCAUGAAAGUGAGGGAUCACUGGGUAACUCAAGGAGUUCAACACAAAUGAAUUCUUAUUCUGACAGUGGAUACCAGGAACCAGGUAGUUUCCACAACAGCCAGAACUUGGGCAAGGCAGAUAACAGACAACCGCAUUCAUUCUUAGGCUCAAGUAAUAGCCAUCUGGUGAGAAAUUCAAGAGCUGAAGGACAAACUUUAGUUCAGCCUUCUGUAAAUAUUACCAAUCGAACCAUGAGAAGAGUUAGUUCUGUUCCGUCUAGAGCACAGUCUCCUUCUUAUGUUAUCAGUACGGGCAUUUCUCCUUCAAGGGGGUCACUGAGAACUUCUUUGGGUAGUGGAUAUGGCUCUCCAUCAGUGACUGACUCCCGACCACUGAAUUCAAAUGUGUAUUCAUCUACUACCUUACCUGCCCAGCGAGCAGCAUCUCCAUAUGCCACACAGAGACCUGCUUCUCCCACAGCUGUACGACGGGUUGGUUCAGUCACAUCAAGGCAAACCGCUAACCCCAAUGGAACAGCUUCUCAAUAUCAAACAGCAGUCAGAGUGGGUUCACCUCUAACCCUGACUGAUGCACAGACUAGGGUAGCUUCUCCAUCCCAUGCCCAGGUAGGCUCAUCUUCCCCAAAACGCUCUGGAAUGACUGCAGUUCCACAGCAUCUGGGAUCAUCACUACAAAGAACUAUUCAUGAUAUUGAACAAUUUGGACAGCAACAAUAUGAUAUUUAUGAGAGGAUGGUUCCACCUCGUCCAGACAGUCUCACAGGCUUGAGAAGUUCUUAUGCUAGUCAGCAUAGCCAACUAGGGCAAGAAUUGCGUUCUACUGUAUCUCCUGACUUGCACAUCACCCCUAUAUAUGAAGGGAGAACUUAUUAUAGCCCAAUAUAUCGUAGUCCAAAUCAUGGAACCGUUGAGCUCCAGGGGUCCCAGACAGCAUUAUAUCGCACUGGAUCAGGUGUUGGAAAUCUGCAAAGAUCAUCCAGCCAGCGAAGCACUCUUACAUACCAAAGAAACAAUUAUGCUCUCAACACAACAGCUACCUAUGCGGAACCCUACAGGCCAAUGCAGUAUCGAAUGCAAGAGUGCAAUUAUAAUAGACUUCAGCAUGGAGCACCAGCUGAUGAUGGAACAACCAGAUCACCAUCCAUAGAUAGCAUUCAAAAAGACCCUAGAGAAUUUGCUUGGCGUGAUCCUGAACUACCUGAAGUCAUUCACAUGCUACAACAUCAGUUUCCAUCAGUUCAAGCAAAUGCAGCGGCCUACUUACAGCAUCUUUGCUUUGGAGAUAACAAAGUGAAAACUGAGGUUUGUAGAUUAGGAGGAAUCAAAUAUCUGGUUGACCUUUUGGACCACAGAGUUUUGGAAGUUCAGAAGAAUGCUUGUGGUGCACUACGCAACCUUGUUUAUGGAAAAUCUACAGAUGAAAAUAAAAUAGCCAUGAAAAAUGUUGGUGGGAUACCUGCCUUGUUGCGAUUAUUAAGAAAAUCUAUUGAUGCAGAAAUAAGGGAGCUGGUAACUGGCGUUCUCUGGAACUUGUCCUCGUGUGAUGCAGUAAAGAUGACAAUCAUUCGAGAUGCUCUGUCAACUUUAACAAACACUGUGAUAGUUCCACAUUCUGGAUGGAAUAAUUCUUCCUUUGAUGAAGAUCAUAAAAUUAAAUUUCAGACUUCACUAGUUCUACGUAACACUACAGGUUGCCUGAGGAAUCUCAGCUCUGCAGGAGAAGAAGCACGGAAACAAAUGAGGUCUUGUGAAGGCCUUGUGGAUUCCUUGUUAUAUGUGAUCCAUGCAUGUGUGAACACUUCUGAUUAUGACAGCAAGACUGUGGAGAACUGUGUAUGCACUUUGAGAAACCUGUCCUAUCGAUUAGAAUUAGAAGUACCUCAGGCACGACUUCUGGGAAUAAAUGAAUUGGAUGACCUAUUAGGAAAAGAAUCUCCCAGCAAAGAUUCAGAGCCAAGUUGCUGGGGGAAAAAGAAGAAGAAGAAAAAGAAGACUCCUCAAGAAGAUCAAUGGGAUGGAGUUGGCCCCAUACCUGGAUUUUCUAAGUCUCCAAAAGGGGUCGAAAUGUUAUGGCAUCCAUCAGUAGUAAAACCGUACCUGACCCUUCUAGCAGAAAGCUCCAACCCAGCUACUUUAGAAGGCUCUGCCGGAUCACUUCAGAACCUCUCUGCAGGCAAUUGGAAGUUUGCUGCAUAUAUUCGAGCUGCUGUCCGAAAAGAAAAAGGUCUUCCGAUACUUGUAGAACUUCUGAGAAUGGACAAUGAUAGAGUUGUGUCUUCUGUGGCAACUGCUUUGAGGAAUAUGGCGUUAGAUGUUCGUAACAAGGAGCUUAUAGGUAAAUAUGCUAUGCGAGACCUGGUAAAUCGUCUGCCAGGAGGCAAUGGUCCAAGCAUCUUGUCUGAUGAGACCAUGGCAGCAAUCUGCUGUGCUCUGCAUGAGGUCACCAGUAAAAACAUGGAGAAUGCCAAAGCCCUGGCUGACACUGGAGGGAUCGAGAAACUAGUGAACAUAACCAAAGGGAGAGGGGACAGAUCAUCCCUGAAAGUGGUGAAAGCGGCAGCCCAGGUAUUGAACACGUUAUGGCAAUAUCGGGACCUGCGGAGCAUUUAUAAAAAGGAUGGGUGGAAUCAAAAUCAUUUUAUUACACCUGUAUCAACAUUAGAACGCGAGAGAUUCAAAUCACACCCUUCCCUCUCAACUACCAACCAACAGAUGUCACCUAUCAUUCAAUCAGUUGGCAGCACAUCUUCAUCACCAGCACUGUUAGGAAUUAGAGAACCUCGCUCUGAGUAUGAUAGGACACAGCCAUCUAUGCAGUAUUACAAUAGCCAAGGUGAUGUCAUACAUAAAGGCAUAUAUGCUGGCUCCAGCAAACCUUCACCAAUUUACAUCAGUUCCUAUUCCUCACCAGCAAGAGAACAAAAUAGACGGCUACAGCAUCCACAGCUGUAUUAUAGUCAAGAUGACUCCAACAGAAAGAACUUUGAUGCAUACAGAUUGUAUUUGCAGUCUCCUCAUAGCUAUGAAGACCCUUAUUUUGACGAUCGAGUUCACUUUCCAGCUUCUACUGAUUACACAACACAGUAUGGACUGAAAUCAACAACGAAUUAUGUAGACUUUUAUUCCACUAGACGACCUUCUUAUAGAGCAGAACAGUACCCCGGGUCACCAGACUCUUGGGUGUAGCAUCAAGAAGCGCAGUAGGGGAACUCUUUUCUUCCUAACCUUCUUUCAACUGAGAUGGAGAGAUAUGUUUGCUGAUUUGAUGGUGAAACAGGCAAGUGAAAUGGAAGGAACAAAGGAAGAAGCGUUUUUUUCUUUGAGGAAUUAUUGGGAAAGUAAGGAAAGCAUUGGAAGAGAACUUUAUAGCUCUGCUUAGGUAUUAGAUCUCAUUUACUUGUAGUUCCUGUAGUGUGGUGAAGGUGUGGGCAAUGUGAUGAAAGGUUUGAGAAAUGGGUAAAAUGAGUUGGGAGAAUGUGUAGAACAAAUCAAAUUACAGAUGAUUUUUAUGUGAAUAAAGUCAUGUUCUGAUAGUUUGUACAGAAAAAGAAAAUGGAUGCCCUUCUUGUUUUAUUGCUAUUACUAAAUGUCAAGAUUGUAUGCUAUUAUGUCUUGUAAAUUUCUUUUGUUGGUGUAAAUAUGGAAAUGCCACAUUGGUUUAAAAGUGCCAUCAUUUGUAAUGCAGUGUGUCAUUUUAAAAGAGAUUUGAAAAGCUAACAAUUAAAAAACAAAUGGGAGACCCAAAAAACUAUUACCAAUUUUAAAAAUACCAUUUUUUUUUUUGUUUUUAAAAUGAAUAGUGUAAUUUGGAAGCACAAAGUCCAGUCCAGUAUAGCAAUGCCGUUCCCAUUCCCUGCCUCUUUCAUAGGACACUUCACUGCCAUUUUCUAUGCACAUGGAAGAAAAAUAAAUGUGGAAGUUUCAUCCAUGGAAAAGUGUUCCCUGCUCAUUUUUAUUUUCUGUAUGUAAUACGGAGAAACAUUUAAUAAAUGUGAAAUCCUAAUUGCAUGUUGUAAGCAGCUUAAAUAUAUUAAACCAUUUUUACUUUUUUUCUAAUUUUAUCCAGUUAAACAUUUUCAUGCCUGGUUAACAACAUCAAAGAAUUGACGCCUCACUAUAUUUUCUAAUUUAAUGCUUUUUUUUUUCCUGAAGAAUUAUUAUGAAUUACAUGUACUCAAGUUUUAUCAUGUUUUAAUUCGAUGACUUGUGUCAUGGGGAGACUACCUUCUCUUCCUCCACCCUAAGAAACUAAAUCUAGCAACUUGGCUUCAAUUAGUUGGUGUAGAUUCUACUUAGCUAACUAAUUAAUUAAUUAAAGCAUAAUUGUCACAUAGGAAUGGUAUCUAGGAAUUUGCCCUGUUGUACUAAUGCAUCUUAAAGCCUCAAAAGUCUAGAUCUUUUUAAUAAUGAAUGAUUUCAUUUCAUAUUCAUUACCCUCAAGAAAAGGUUGAAUAGAAUAAUGCCAUGAAGUAGGGUCUUAGACCCAAAGACUCGGAACAAUGGCUCCCAUAAUACGAAGCCAUAUAUACAGUUCAAUGCUUCCUUUAGAUCAGUGAUGGAGAAGAGGUAGCACCAGGUCCAAUCUCAGUAAGUAGGGCUCUUUGUUAUCUUGAAAGUCCUGCCACCAAAUUCAGUCAGGUACAACGAAUGUCUAGAUUUUCUAUGGAUGAUUUGUACCCCAGAAAUUCAGCACGCAAAUCAUAGGAGUGUAUUGUUUAAUCAUAGAUUAAUACAGGUGUAUACAUCUUUUGUGGCUAUACUUACAAAGAAACCCAAAGGGAAACACUUCAGAGAAAUCAUUCUAAGAAUUGUCAGGAACUCUCUGCCUGAGCCGUGUCUGUUAAGAAAUAUACAUUGAGAUUUAAUCAUAGGGAUGGGGAGAAGGGGAGCAGAGGCUAACACUUGAAGAACUGUACCUGUCUCAGGUCAUGCAGAGUCCUUGUCAUAGUCACAACCCUAACAACCAAGGUCUCCAGAUGCCCCAGGUUUUUUUUGUUUGUUUUGGGUUUUUUGUUGGUUUUUUAGUGAGGCAACUGGGGUUAAGUGACUUGCCCAGGGUCACACAGCUAGUUAAGUUUUAAGUGUCUGAGGCUGGAUUUGAACUCAGGUACUCCUGACUCCAGGGCCGAUGCUCUAUCCACUGCACCAUCUAGCUCCCCCUAGAUGCCCCAGUUUUAUUAGCAGGGGGAAUAGUGAUCUUGCAAAAACAAUAAUAGACUAAAAAUAAGGUAUCUUGAAUUCAACUUUUUCUCACAACCUUAACAAAUUCAACUCAAACAUUUCUUAAGGACAUAUAACUAUGUUCGAGGUUUUAUGCCAGAUGCUUGAGGAUAUACCGGUACCUCUCCACCCCCAUCAAGAAGCUUACAGUUUGGGGGGCAGCUAGGUGGCGCAGUGGAUAGAGCACCAGCCUUGGAGUCAGGAGUACCUA